Molecule: messenger RNA, 2478 nt
Organism: Eufriesea mexicana
Lineage: Eukaryota; Metazoa; Arthropoda; Insecta; Hymenoptera; Apidae
Gene: Rep
Product: Rab escort protein
Exons: 12
Coding region: 90-1883 (597 amino acids)
Biological process (GO): intracellular protein transport; small GTPase-mediated signal transduction; protein geranylgeranylation
Cellular component (GO): cytoplasm; cytosol; Rab-protein geranylgeranyltransferase complex
Molecular function (GO): GDP-dissociation inhibitor activity
Source: RefSeq, a predicted model, not a curated record
AAACUAGAGUUUGAAGACUGUAGUGAAACAGUGAAAGUUCGGAGCGAAAGCGAAACGACGGGAGUGGCCCUUCACUCAACCUGGAAGCCAUGGAAGACUAUCUGCCAAAUGAAUAUGAUGUCGUCGUCGUAGGGACGGGUAUGACGGAGUCUAUUGUUGCAGCAGCUGCAAGUAGAAUUGGUAAAAAGGUCCUUCACCUAGACAGUGACGAAUAUUAUGGUGGCCUGUGGGCAACAUUUAAUUUCGAUGGUCUACAAAAGUGGAUAGAGGAUUUAAAAAUUUCCAAAAACAAUAUUAAGCAUCUAUCUGAAUUAAAUUUGGAACCCGAAGAGAAAUUUUUAAAAACUAGUAACGAAUAUUCAACUGUUGAAAAUAUUGAGGAAACUUGGUAUAUUUCAAAUGAUGCUGAUCUACCAGUGGUUUCCUCAAAAGAUACACAGACAGAUAGUACUGGAGAUGGUAAUUGCAGUGGUGAUGAGAAAGCAGAUGAUGGUAAAGUUGAAAAAAAAGAAAAUGUAAAACAAUGGAGUAUAGAUCGUAUAAGGAAAGAAUAUAGGAAGUUCAAUAUUGACUUAGCACCAAAGUUGUUAUUUGCACGAGGUGAACUGGUCGAGCUUUUGAUCUCCAGUAACAUUGCUCGUUAUGCGGAAUUUCGGGCAGUAUCCAGAGUAGCUACAUUCAUGGAUGAGAAACUGGUACAAGUACCUUGCUCAAGAGCUGAUGUAUUUGCAAAUAAAACUGUUAGUGUUGUUGAGAAAAGAAUGUUGAUGCAAUUGCUCACUUCGUGCAUGGAGCAAGGUGCUGAUAGUCCGGAAUUUGAUGGAUUCCGUGAUAAAACUUUUUUGGAGUAUUUAAACACGAAGAAUUUGACACCAAUUGUGCAGCAUUAUGUUGUUCAAGCAAUUGCUAUGGCUACUGAAAAGACUUCUUGUAGAGAUGGUGUGAAUCGCACAAAACAUUUCCUGAAUAGUCUUGGGAGAUAUGGAAAUACACCCUUCCUUUGGCCUAUGUAUGGUAGUGGUGAAUUACCUCAAUGUUUUUGCAGAUUAUGUGCAGUAUUUGGAGGAGUUUACUGUUUAAAACGGCAGCUUGAUGGUAUAGUAAUACAUAAGAAUAAAUGCAAAGCUAUCAUUAGUGGUAAACAAAGAAUAAGUUUGGAACAUUUGGUUGUUGGGCAAGGCCAUCUACCGCCAGAAGUUGUAGCUUCUGAAGGGGAUCAACGAAUAUCACGUGGAAUAUUCAUUACAGACAGGUCAAUUAUGCAAGGUGAAAAGGAAAAUUUGACACUUUUAUAUUAUCCUCCAGAGCAACUUGAUCAAGAACCUGUUACAUUGAUUGAAUUGGGACCAUCUACAAAUGCUUGUCCUCAGGGAUUGUUUAUGGUUCAUAUGACAUGUAAGCGAACAACAAAUGCAAAAGAAGACUUGGCCUAUGUUGUCAACAAAUUUUUAAAAGCUGAACCACUUGAUCCAUUAGCCAUUCGUUCAUCUAUUCAUAGCCAUACACAGACUGUUUCACCAGAUAAGAGACAUCUUCAGGAUGGUGAUGAAGAUGAUAGGGAAGAAUCUACGGAGAGUCCCAAACCUCAAGUUUUAUGGUCAUUGUACUUAAAUCUACCUGCAAGUGAUAUUAAAUUAAAUGAUUCCACACCCAGUAACCUUUAUCUGUGUUCAGGGCCAGAUUUAGAACUUGAUUUCGAUUUUGCAGUUAAUCAGGCGAAGAGCAUCUUUGAAUCCAUGUAUCCUGAUAAAGAUCUUCUUCCACGUGCACCUGAUCCAGAGGAGAUCGUACUUGAAGGAGAAGAAGCGCCUGGCCCGAAAUUUGAGGGAGAUACAGAGGCUGAAGAAAAACAAGAUGUCGAGAAAGCCGAAAAAGAGGAUUAAAUGAUCUUUUUUCGUCUUUUCAUCUUGAAAAUACGGGCCAGCUCCCUUAGCCGCACACCUCUUUCUAUCCAAAGUUACACGCGCCUUUUUCGUUUGAAAGUCGGAAAACUUUUAUUCGAAUAAUUGACGAACAAAUUUUUGCAUGCUUAAAUUGUCAGUUAUGUCCGUAAAUAGUGCUAGACAUUGUAUGAUACAAUCUUAAUCUAAAUAAUUAUUUAAAUUAAAGAUAAAAUUUAUUUAUUUUCAUAUAAUUAUUUAAAGUAUUGUUUAGCCUAGCACUCUUUGUAGACUAAACUGUUCUGGAAAACAUUUGUAUUUCUUUAAAUAAGUUUUAUUACUAAACAAGUUAAAAAUUGUUCGUGAAUUUUCGAAUAAAACUCCAAUCGACUGGCGCUCAAGUCUGCGUUACACUUGCUCUUUUAUUAAAUUACGGACCGAUCCGCCGAAAGCAUUAGUUUUUCUUUCUUUCUUUUCUGGUCAAACAGAAACAAUACUGGGUUUCGAGGAAGUGAAAUGUAGUUUUAUGAUAAUACAUAAGAGAGAUGUGGAAGAACUGAAACGAAGGAGAGUAUUUGUAAACUAAUUCUUCAUUAAA